Messenger RNA from Myripristis murdjan (pinecone soldierfish), 4178 nucleotides. It is a transcript of the gene lbr, whose product is annotated as lamin B receptor. The transcript has 14 exons. Gene Ontology annotation, molecular function: Delta14-sterol reductase activity. Gene Ontology annotation, cellular component: nuclear inner membrane. Lineage: Eukaryota; Metazoa; Chordata; Actinopteri; Holocentriformes; Holocentridae. Gene Ontology annotation, biological process: cholesterol biosynthetic process. The coding region runs from base 167 to 2014 and encodes 615 amino acids. The record is from RefSeq and is a predicted model, not a curated record.
CACUGGUAGGUUUUGCCCGUAGGGAGGGAGAAGGCGUCCUACGUCAAACGUUAGCCAAGUCCGUUUUUAACAAAAUAAAGCUUUAUUUUUUCUCUCCUCGUGUUAAAGGAAUACCAAAUAACUUCUAUUCAUUGGAAUUGGACACGUUAUAUUAAGGUCAGUGAAGAUGCCUACUGUGAGGUUCCAGAGUGGGGAAAUGGUGAUGGGUCGCUGGCCCGGCAGCAACCUGUACUAUGAGGUCAAGGUGCUGCGCUUCAGCCCCAAGAGUCAGCUGUACACUGUCAUCUACAAAGACGGCACUGAGCUGGAGCUCAAGGACCAAGACAUCAAGAGUGCCACGGGUUUCAGAACACGUUCCCGCUCCCGCUCCCGUUCCCGUUCACCGGCACGCCGUCGCAGCCGCUCACGCUCCCCAGCAAGGAUCACACGGCGGUCCUCCUCCCGUACAGCAGCAGUCGCUGCUGCUGCAGCCAUAACAGAGAGCACACCAAACUCUCGCAGGGAUGCAAAGCUGAAGGAUGUGCUGGAGAACCCAACAAAGCCAGUUGAGAACAAUAGCAACAAUAAGCAUGAAAACAAAGAGGAGAAUGACACUGCUAAUAAAGUGACUGAGAAGCCUGAGGCUAAGGUGGAGGCAGAGCCUGAGAUGAGUCAGGGACGUUAUAACCUGCGCCGCAGGAAGGAUGAUGGAGAUGCCAAGGCAGUCGAGGUCAAGCAGCUGCAGCUGGAGGAGGAGGAGGCCAAGCCAACUACAGUUCCUGCUGCCACCUCCACCACUCCUUUGGACUUUGGAGGCAGGAUAGGAGCAUAUUUCUGGCUGCUCUUCCUGCCUGCCUGGGUUCUCUUCCUGCUGCUCCAGGUCACCCUGGUGGACCCCAGCCUGGCCAACUUCCCCCCACCACUGCCCCCACUUGAAACAUUGUUUGAUGGCCAGGCUCUCGGCAUCGUGCUCCUCUGGACUCUCUUCCAGGCCCUGCUCUAUAUACUGCCUGUUGGAAAGCUGAGUGAAGGCAUGCCACUCAGGACUGGGGAGAGGCUGAAAUACAGAACCAAUGGUUUCUUUGCCAUUGUGGUGAGUGCUGUGGCAGUGGCAGCAGCAGUGUAUCAGGGUGUCGACCUCACCUACAUCCACAGCAACUUCCUGCAGCUGGCUGUGGCUUCCUUCCUCGGCUCCUUCCUGCUAAGCGUCUAUCUGUAUGUCCGCUCCCGCUAUGUUCCCCCAGAUCAGCUGGCACUAGGCGGAAACUCUGGCAAUGUGGUUUAUGACUUUUUCAAGGGACAUGAGCUUAACCCCCGCAUUAAGAAUUUUGACCUGAAAUUCUUCUGUGAGAUGCGCCCCGGUCUCAUCGGCUGGUGUGUGAUCAACUUUGCGAUGGCUCUGGCAGAGAUGCAGGAACAGCAUCUGGAGGCUCCGUCCCACGCCAUGAUCCUGGUCAACCUCUUCCAGCUGCUCUAUGUUGUGGAUGGCCUGUGGAAUGAGGAGGCCAUCCUGACCACCAUGGACUUGAUGCACGAUGGCUUUGGCUUCAUGCUGGCUUUUGGUGACUUGGUGUGGGUUCCCUUUACUUACAGCCUGCAGGCCUAUUACCUGGUCACCCACCCCAACCCCCUUGGCCUACCCGCCCUCAUAGCCAUUGUUGCAAUUAAACUGCUCGGCUUCUACAUCUUCAGGAUGUCCAACUCUCAGAAGAACGCCUUCAGAAGAAACCCGUCUGACCCCAAAUUAGCCCAUCUGAAGACCAUCCCCACUGCUACAGGGAAGAGCCUGCUGGUGUCUGGCUGGUGGGGUGUGGUCCGCCACCCCAACUACCUGGGAGACCUCAUCAUGGCUCUGGCCUGGUCCCUGCCCUGUGGUUUCAGCCACCUCCUGCCAUGGUACUACAUGAUCUACUUCAUCAUCCUGCUUGUGCACCGAAACUCUCGAGACAUGAGCGAAUGUAGAAGGAAGUAUGGCUCAGCAUGGGACGAGUACUGCCAAACCGUCCGUUACCGGAUUAUUCCUGGCAUCUACUGAGGAACCCCAACGCUGGACGUUCCCAAGCUGAGGCCUUUUUUCAUCCAGUAUCAUCACAUGGCUAUAGAGGCUCACAAGAGACACAAAACAAAAAAACAAAUUAUUCUAUUGACUGACUGAUUUAACUUUUUACAUCUUUUUUUUCCUCAUGAUUUUUAACACCAAGAAUGUUUUUUAAAACUUGAUUCAGCGGUCUUGAAGGAACUACAAUUGCUUUAACGUGUUUUAAUGGAAGAAAAAAAAAAGAUUGGUUUAUGGACUGUUUGACUUACUGCCUUUUUUAAACUAGAAUAUAAUUGUUAAAGUUUACAAAAUUGAAAAAUAAGACAAGAAAAACGCCUCUGCUGGGAAAGUCAUUAAGAUGUAUAUUUUUGUAUAUAUACACACACAUUUGUUUUUCUACUCAAAAUUAAAAAAAAAAAAAAUAGUACCCUUUAAGCUCACCAAUUGCAUAACCUUUGGUAAGUUUGAUGCUUGACUCCCAUAUUCAAAGUAUUGAAAUAUCAGCUUGGCUUUUAUUUGAAGUUAUUUUGUAAGUAUGUCUUCCUAGCAUAAUUAUACUGCUUGUUUAUAUUGUGAAAGAUGGGACUUAAAUACUACUUUUUUACCUGUACAGUGGAACUGCUAGGACUAUUCACUUUCUCAGGACCCGACUUUGUUAUAAAGUUGCAUUAGAAGGAUUUUGUCGUAAUAAUAAUUUUGUUGUGUAUAAUUUUACAGAGAUGUAGUGUUAACUUGAGAGUGUAAAAUGAUUUUGGAGGUGUUAAGAAAAAUGCACUAAUGUGAUAAAAGGCUUUGUUUUUUUUUUUUUUUUUCAUACGUUAUCAAAUCCAAAGUCUUAUUUGAUUUGGCUUUGCUACCUCAGGUUCACUCGCUGUCAAGUUCCCUUCUCCCGUGUCUCCUCCGGGGGGCAGUGUUGCGUAGUUUUCAGCACAAUAUGUAGUCCCUGUUGAAGAGGGGGAAAUGAGUUCAACCUGUUUUUCAUCAUGCUCCAACAAUAAUCUCACUGUAGCCGUUUUAAACAAGUGGCGCCCAUCCACACAGCAGGAAUGUCAUUAAUUUCUAAUGCAAGCCCCCAUUUUAGUAGUUUUUUGGCCCAGUUAUCAUUUUUGUGGUACUGAUCAAACCAGCCUGAAUUUGUCCUGCUCUGAUCUCUUUGGAUGUUUCCUAGAGCAUAUAGUCUAUGUCAGAAUGGCUGUAAUUCACCAUCACUGACCCAUGAACUUGCUUUUUAGGCAUUUUAAGCUUUACCUCAGUAAGUUGUAUGACAAUGACUAUUUUAAAUCAGUUCUAUACUGUGACAGCAUGCAGCGCUGUGCUGUGUAGGAGUGGUCACCUAAACUAGUUUAGCAUUUAAACCCUGUGCUUUUGCAAGCCCAAAAAGUAAUUUUAUUCCCGUGCAGCUGUAGAUGAGCAACGUCAUUAGCAAUACAUUAACUAGAAUAGGUAGCAUUUUCUAUGCCAUGCUGACUGAAUGCAAUGUAAAUAUUUUAGAUUUUUUUUUUUUUUUUUUUUUUAAAUCAUGUCAUUUUAAAUUAAAAGUGACAAUAGUGAUAAUGUCUUUUGGUAGGUAUUUAAAGGUGCAUUUUAUUUGAAUUUUUUUUUAUUUAACUACCUAAUUUUGACCACUGUAGCCAUCUAUGUUUACAGCUAGAUCUGCCUACAUGUUUCUGGACAAUACUUAGGAGAAAACGAAAAGAAAAGCUAGAAAAACAAGUACCACAAAAAAAGUUAAUGGUCACCUUAUGUUUUCCCCACCUCUUUAUCACAUUUGGUGUUAAACGACUGUGCAAGUUUGGGUUGAAUUCUAAUCGAUGUUUUGUUUAAAGCUCUGAUCUUCUCCCUGAUCAGAUGAGGGAGAGAUAGGUAUAAGAUACCAUCAACCAGCAGUCCAGCCCAACAUUAUAGUUGUGGUCUUGAGUUUAAGACACUGUUUGUUUCUACCCUCUUUUUUCAUGAACAGCACUGGUGAUAGUUCUCUUUGGCAGGCAGUCUGUCAGUGGAAACAAGCAGUUGGAUGUAUGUUCAUGUGAUGACAAUACAUUUGUAGACAGGUCCAGCAGCCUGUUAGAUGGGAUGGAUCAAAUCUGUGACAGUGGCUAGAAAAAAAGCUUAUCUUGUAUAAAUGUUUUGGCAUAAAAUAAAGAUUUACAGUAUUUCUCCA